Messenger RNA from Capra hircus (goat), 2319 nucleotides. It is a transcript of the gene ZNF821, whose product is annotated as zinc finger protein 821. Gene Ontology annotation, biological process: regulation of transcription by RNA polymerase II. The record is from RefSeq and is a predicted model, not a curated record. Gene Ontology annotation, molecular function: RNA polymerase II cis-regulatory region sequence-specific DNA binding; DNA-binding transcription factor activity. NCBI's taxonomy places the organism in Eukaryota, Metazoa, Chordata, Mammalia, Artiodactyla, Bovidae. The transcript has 9 exons. The coding region runs from base 765 to 2003 and encodes 412 amino acids.
CGGGGCCCAGGGACCCGGAGCGCCGCGGAGCGCCGAGGCGCCGGGUACAAACCACUGGGAUUCAGGCGAGUUUACUUUGCUCCGUGGGAACUGCACCAGAUCUGGAGGUCUGAAAAAGAACUGUGUUUGAUAUGCAGAUAUGAUAGAAGACUGCCUGAAAGCUGCUUCCUUUGCCACUUCCUGUGGAGGCCUGUCUUUGCCAUUUGCGGUUUCUUUCUUCUUUUGGAGACAUAACCUCUUGAAAAAAACAUCUGGAGGCUCCCAUUGGUGCAGAUUGCAGGAUUUGACUUCCAGAGGGCAUGUGACAUGUGAGCUGCCACCCUCUUGAGCUUCCUUUGCUUCCUUUUACAAUUUGUGGGGUGAGCCCACAGUGUGUCUAAUGCUGGUUGCCUGAGUUUUUCACUUUCUUUUCUACCCCGUGACCUUGAACAUGAUUACUUAACAGUAUUCUGGAUUCCACAGGUGGAUUUAGAGUGGAAUUCUCUAAAUCCUUUAGACUCCCCUCUCAAACUUCCUGGGACCUUAAUGUUAUGCUAGAGAUUUAUUCAUUUCUCUCUUUAAGUAGUACAGUAAUUUAUAAAUGGUGAGUUUUAUAUGCUCAAAAACUAUUUUAAAAAGUCUUUUAUCUUUUAAUUGUGUAUAAUUUCCAGGCUGAAUGACACAUGCUAACAUUAUCCUUUUUAUUGUAGGUCAGCACCUUGCAAGGAGGUGGUAACAUCCAGUCGUGAAACUGGGAAAAGCCAGAGCUCUUGGAUCAGGGAAACAUGUCCCGUCGGAAACAGACAAAUCCAAAUAAAGUUCACUGGGAUCAAGUAUUUGCUGGGCUAGAAGAGCAAGCCCGCCAGGCGAUGAUGAAAACUGAUUUUCCUGGAGACCUUGGCAGUCAGCGACAAGCUAUCCAACAACUAAGAGAUCAGGACUCCAGUAGCAGUGACAGUGAGGGAGAUGAAGAAGAGACCACACAAGAUGAAGUCUCUUCCCAUACGUCAGAGGAAGAUGGAGGAGUGGUCAAAGUGGAAAAAGAGUUAGAAAAUGCAGAACAGCCUGUUGGUGGAAAGAAAGUGGCAGAGCGUGAGGUCACGGAGAAUUUGCAUCCUGACCCAUUACUUGGACUCUGCCAAUGUCCCCUCUGCCAGCUCGACUGUGGGAGUCGGGAGCAGCUGAUUGCUCACGUGUACCAGCACACUGCAGCCGUGGUGAGCGCCAAGAGCUACAUGUGUCCUGUCUGUGGCCGGGCCCUCAGCUCCCCAGGGUCACUGGGUCGCCACCUCUUAAUCCACUCAGAGGACCAGCGGUCGAACUGUGCUGUGUGUGGAGCCCGUUUCACUAGCCAUGCCACGUUUAACAGUGAGAAACUCCCUGAAGUCCUUAAUAUGGAAUCCCUACCGCCAGCCCACAGUGAGGGCCCCUCCAGUGCCGAGGGGAAGGACAUUGCCUUUACUCCUCCAGUGUACCCUGCUGGAAUUCUGCUUGUGUGCAACAACUGUGCUGCCUACCGGAAGCUGCUGGAAGCCCAGACCCCCAGUGUCCGCAAAUGGGCCUUGCGUCGGCAGAAUGAGCCUUUGGAAGUCCGGCUGCAGCGACUGGAACGAGAGCGCACAGCCAAGAAGAGCCGGCGGGACAAUGAGACCCCUGAGGAGCGGGAGGUGAGGCGCAUGAGGGACCGAGAAGCCAAGCGCCUGCAGCGCAUGCAGGAGACAGACGAGCAGCGGGCACGCCGGCUGCAACGAGAUCGGGAGGCCAUGAGGCUGAAGCGAGCCAACGAGACCCCUGAGAAGCGGCAGGCCCGGCUCAUCCGGGAGCGGGAGGCCAAGCGGCUCAAGAGGAGGCUGGAGAAAAUGGACAUGAUGUUGCGAGCUCAGUUUGGCCAGGACCCUUCUGCCAUGGCAGCCUUAGCAGCCGAAAUGAACUUCUUCCAGCUACCUGUGAGUGGGGUGGAGUUGGACAGCCAACUCCUGGGCAAGAUGGCCUUUGAAGAGCAGAACAGCAGCUCUCUGCACUGAAGCCACACCCUCCUGCCUGCCUUCCCGCUCACCACCCACCUGAGCCCACAGGGAUCCUCACUCAGUCACCCUCAGAUCCUGUCCUUGCGGCGGAGGCAGGCCCGGGUUUGUUGCAGGUGGACCUGCAUACCCCUUGCAUGUGGGAGCAGGAUGAUGGGGUCAGGUGGGACCUGGCUCCAGGCAGCUGUGGACAAGGGAGCAGGCACUCCAGACACUUCAACUCUCCAGCCCACUGCUGCAAGGUCUGCGUAUGGGACUGUGGGGUCCCAGUGUGGCCCGCGGAGUUACGAGGGCAAAUAAAUUAAUUUUAUCUUUA